Mesorhabditis belari is the source of this 1767-nucleotide messenger RNA. NCBI's taxonomy places the organism in Eukaryota, Metazoa, Nematoda, Chromadorea, Rhabditida, Rhabditidae. The record is from the annotation of a GenBank genome assembly.
AUGUUGCUUCAGUAUGAAGAUCAAGCUGGAUUUGAUACUGCUUAUCGCGUCAACCUCUGUGCUGAAUUUGAAGAUGCACUCAAGUUUGGCAGUUUUGUGGGAAAACUCACAAGGGUUGCUGGCUAUCAUCAGGUACAGCCUCCCGAUUGCGACUUAUCGCCAAAUACCACUUCUGACUAUGAGAAUGAAGAUGAUAUGAAUGAAUCCGACAUCCGUGAAAACAGCUUGAAUCAACAUCAGAUUUCCGAAUCGGGAUCCGAGAAAGAGAUGGAUCGCCCACUGAUCAAGUUUACGGAAGAACGUGCUUUACGGUACAGAUUCACCCAAGACUACUUUGAAGUGUAUCAUCCCGAAACUCGGACGCACUGGCGUUUUCUUCAUGCUCCAAUUCGCCAGCGUGAAUUUCAAAACAACCCGUAUGGUCGAGCCCCUAGAGCUAAUCGCAGUCGAUUCGUUCUUUUGAACGUCACUCUUCAGGCUAGUAAGACUGCGGCUCGUGCCGCACGUGCUGCUCAAUAUGUGGACGUAGGACCUUACAACACGACAGAAAGCGGUGGCGAGCCCGGAGACGAGCACGGAGACGAGCACGGAGACGAGCACGGAGACGAGCCCACAAUGGGUUGCUCAACUGAAGCUCUGAAUGAUGAGGGUCCAUUUGGUGUUCGUCUUUGUGAUGACAUGCUUAAUGUGUUCUGUGAUCGGAUUACAAGUUCGGUCGUGCGACAAAUACUGGACCUCUUCGGCCAUUUGGAUUGCCAGGAAGGCAGAAACGAGGUGUUUGCUGAGCACGUGUAUGACAUCGACCCACAGAUGGAUGGUUGGAGUUGUGGUUAUCGUUGCAUUGGCGUGAUACUUUAUCUUCUUCAAAAUCGUGAUCCAUCAAGUUCAUUAUACGACAUACGAACGAUCUACAACUUGUAUCAAUGGGUAAAUCAACCGGGUGAACAUUCUUGGGAAGAUAUCAUUUCAUUUCCAUAUCGGAGUAAGCGAUGUAAGACUGGUGCUCGCCCAGGAUUUUUAUGUUUAAAUGAAGAUGUGUUUGAAAGCAUACGAUACCAAGAGAUUGAAGAAGAAAAGAGAGCUGAUGCAAACGAAAUAUCUUCGCCGUCAACAGGCUCCGCUCUUUCAUGUUCAGCAUCACCUCUUCAUCCAAUUCAAGGAGCACACCUCGCCCGGGUUGCCGCUGUUCUUUGUGUCGCAAAGGGGAUGGCUCCCAGAAAAGGAAAAAUGAAUGUCGCAGUGGAUCCAAGGGGGAGCUUUUUGAAAAUGACCUACCCAGACACUCUGUUGUCGGAUGAUUUAAGCACCGAUCGUCUCUUCCCUCCAUCAAACAUUCAUCAUCAACAACGGGAACUGGGAAAACAGGCCACCGACAGCCGGUCAACUUCGCGUCGUUCCCGCUCUUCAACGUCUCGUCGUUCCUCUGCAAAGCGAACAGAAACCACUUGGCCUCGUAUCUUCAAUGCAAGCGAAAUGUCAUCGGCAACUACCUCUGGUCACUCUGAUGCGCAGUUGUGGGCACGCGGCAAUCACUCUUGUUUCGAUCUGAUGGAUGGUUAUCCCGAUUACAAGCAAAACUACGCAAAGAAGUCUCUUAAGAAGAACCGUCAAGUUGAUCAAAGCGAUUUUGAGGGCUUCAAGGAUGCAAUCAUCGAUGGAUAUGCUCAUCGUUUGGGUGAUGAUGCGCUCUUCCCACCGGCUCGUGUUGUUAGUGAGACUAGUCAGAGAGGCGGCAAAUGUUUGGUGAUGUCAUUGACGGAACUUCGC